AGCAGAUGACAAUAAGAUCAUCUCUGGAUGCAGCAUAAAAAGGUUGGGAGACACUUGCGAGGACACUGGAGACCUACAACUAAACCUAUCCUCAUGGAAGAGUGAGCCAUAACCAAUUUGAUGAAAGGACUGUAAAUACUGGAGAAUAUACAAAGAAGAAAAUAAAAGAUCACCAAUUUGGUGAACGCAAGACUAGCUCUACAUUUAGUAACACAAGUUUGCUUCUGAACAAAGCCAUUGCACAUCUGCUCCUCCUGGUACUCUCUGUCCUUACACUGUGAAUACUGCUCCAGAUACUAACACUGAUAACAGUACUUCAAAUACGUACUCUCUGACUACUGUCUUAAACACUUACACCAUUGACAGUGCUCCAAGAAACAUGGCUGACAAUAAUGCAGACACUAACCCUACUGACAGAAUCACUAGUUCUUCUGCUCAUGCCACAAUCAUUUCUACCUCAAAUGCAGGCUUUUACACUGACAUCAAUAACAGUAUUAUAGGCCCUUCCAUAAGUACUUGUAAUCAAGUCACAUCUGAUGAAACUCAGGAACCACCAAAUACUAAGAGUAUUUCAAGUUGUACUUCUGAGAAUGCUUGCAACACUUUCAUCUCAACUAAUGAUGGCCUCAGACCUUCUGAUGUUGGCAGCACUUCUGAAAACAAUCAUGGAGAAACAGAGGCUAACAUGGGAGCUGGAGACAAUAAGCAGAUAUUAGGUGAAAACCAAAAGAAGAGUCAGUCGUCAAAUGCAUCACUGAAAGAACACAAUACAGAGAACGGAACACAGCCAUGUUGUUUUGCCAUUGGAAAACCUGUGGUUUCUAAUAUUCAAACCCGAUCUGCUACUGUUUCAUGGACUCUGAAGAGUAAUGAAAAAUAUGAUAUUAAUUCUAUGUCAUUUGAAUUGGCACUGUACACCAGUGAUGAAAAUGGAAUCUAUGAAAACAUUUAUACUGGUGAUGGCGUUAGUGUAGCCCUACAAGAUCUACAACCUAGCAUGGUCUACUUUUUAAGAGUAACAACCAUGAGAGGUGCAGAACACAGAAGUGUGUCUGAAGUGGUUAGCUUCACAACACCAGGCUGUGAACCAGACCCUCCUCUUGCACCCACACUGAUCAGCAGAACCAAGAACAGCCUGAGUUUACAAUGGAAAGGUUCCAAUGAAAAUGGAUCUAAAAUAAGCAGCUUUCUUUUGGAAUGGGAUGAGGGUAAAGGUGAAGACUUCAAAAGUUGUUACAGUGGACGCCUGAAACAGCACACGCUAUUUAAACUGAACCCUUCAACAAAGUAUUCCUUCAGAUUAGCUGCCAAAAAUGACUUUGGCUGCAGUAAUUUCAGUGAAACAGCAGUCUUCUAUACAUCAGGAAAGGCGCCUACAGCACCACUUCCACCUAAGUUGAAAGAAGCAGGAAUCUAUAGUUUGUCUCUAGAGUGGUGUGCCCCAACAAACCCAAACCCAAAUGACACUCUUACUUAUGUGCUAGAGAUGGAGGAAGAAAACUUUGGAAUAGGUUUUAAACCUGCAUAUGAUGGAGAAGACCUCACCUGCACCGUACGAAAUCUGCAGAGAAAUACUACAUACAAGUUUCGGAUUUUUGCCUGCAAUCUGGAUGGAAGGAGUAAACCCAGUGGAGAAGUAAAAUAUACUACUCUUCCAGCUAGGCCUGGAUGUCCUAAAAAGCCAUACGUAGUGGGAAUGAUUCAUGCACACCAAGUGACAAUUGGAUGGGACUUGCCCAAAGACAACGGUGGAAUGAACAUUUCAAGUUACAGCCUAGAAGUUUGUGAAAAUUCAGAUGGGGCAAAUCUCUGGAAAAUAAUCUACAAUGGCACUCAACAGGAAUUUCUGUAUAAUGACCUCCAAGCAGCCACCACAUAUAAACUGAGAGUCUUUUGCACAUCACCUGCAGGCCAAAGCCGUCCUUCAGAUGUAUUGACAAUUCAGACGCCUACUCUUCCUCCCGAGUCUUGCCGUUCACAGCCCUUACGUGGUAAAACCAAGGGCAAGGAUGCCAACCUUCCUGACAAUCAUUCUGUUAAUGGGAAGCCGGAAGCACAUGUGCGUGGCAAAAAAGCAAAAGGUCCUCAUCAGGACAGAAAGGUGCACCCCAGCUCUGAAAAGAAAUGUGCAGCUGUGGAUACAGUUGGGGUUGGAAUGUUUGGAGGAACUGCAAAAGUGACUUCACCUGGAACCAUCCCAGGAAGGGUCCCUGUGUUACAAGAAGUUGAAAACAGAGUGCCUGCCAAGCUAUCAUCAACUUGCAUAGCUAUCCGCUGGGAGGAGCCAGACUGUCAUGGCUCUCCUAUCACUGGAUAUAACAUUGAAUAUGAAGAUAAAAAAAUCGUGACUGUCAAAAGAAUAACCGAGUAUGUUCUGAAAGAUCUACAACCUAAUACUACAUACAGAAUCAGAAUUCAAGCUAUCAAUCAUUAUGGACUAAGCCCUUUUAGCCCAUCAAUAAGAUGCAAAACCAAACCACUACCACCAGAGCCUCCACAGCUUAAUUGUGUGGUCUAUGGACACCAGAGUCUCAGACUCAAAUGGGGCACUGUCUCAAGCAAAAAAAAACUUGACUACUUUAUCAAUUACAACUUACUAAUGGAAGAUCGAUCUGGCAGAUUUUCUGUCAUUUACCGUGGGCCGGAUGUGACUCACAAAGUGCAAAAGUUGAGUGAGUAUACAGAAUACAAGUUUAAAAUCCAGGCAUGUAAUGAAGCUGGGGAAGGACCAGAGUCUGACAUCUACACUUUCACUACUACAAAGUCCCCACCCACUGCACUGAAAGCACCUAAAGUUCAUCCACUGAAUAACAACUGUUGUGAGAUCAAAUGGGAGUCUUUGGAGCCAAUUGAAGGUGAUCCCAUUAUUUACUGUCUUCAAGUCAACACUGGAAAAAAGGCUAAUCAGAUUUACAAAGGACCGAACACUUCCUUUUCCUUUUCCAACUAUCAUGCAAAUUCACGCUAUCGCUUCAAGGUCUGUGCAGGACGCCGAUAUGAAACCUCCAAUGGUCUUCAAGAGCUGUGGGGGCCAUAUAGUCCCAGUGCUCUUUUCUCAACUUAUAAGCAUCACUCCGGGCAUGGCAAAGGCAGUGGGGGUAAAGGAAAAGGCAAACACAAUGGGAAAGUGAGAAAGUACAGGAUAGGGUUCGCACUUAUUGCUAUUUUGUGUGCUGUUGCUAUUCAGUAUUUCCUGUUCAAAUAGUCAAUUAUUUAGAAGAAAAUAAAGCAAAUUAUAUCACAUUUAUAAAAUCUUAUAUAUAUCUUAAUGCUUAUUGAUAGAAAGUAGUAAGAGGAAAAAACAAAACAAACAAAACAAAAACAAAACAAAAACAUUAAAAAUAAACACAAAAAGCCCUACCUUUCAUUUUUAAAGUUUUUAUGAGGGUAGAAGAGAGAUUUCUAAGGUAACAAAAGUAUGUUAAAUUUUACCAUUUUCAUUGUUCUGUCAACAAACAUUGCCUUGUUAUGUAAAAUUAAGACAUCUGUGGAAACUUUCUGCCUUCACUUUUCAAGGUAAUGUUUUCAAAAAAUUUAGGACUAUGAAAUAACAACAGUAUUUUGGAUUUUAUUUUAGAACAAUGUAAGAAAAAUCACUUCUGUCUUUCCAUCCAUAUAACAUCCGUAUAAAGUAAUAAAAAUGUAUCUAGCAAACUGC
This is a messenger RNA of Mus musculus (house mouse), 3658 nucleotides long. It is a transcript of the gene Fnd3c2, whose product is annotated as fibronectin type III domain containing 3C2. The record is from RefSeq and is marked validated. Gene Ontology annotation, cellular component: membrane. The transcript is spliced from 20 exons. Lineage: Eukaryota; Metazoa; Chordata; Mammalia; Rodentia; Muridae. Bases 380 to 3205 code for a protein of 941 amino acids.